Molecule: messenger RNA, 1760 nt
Organism: Culicoides brevitarsis
Lineage: Eukaryota; Metazoa; Arthropoda; Insecta; Diptera; Ceratopogonidae
Exons: 3
Coding region: 60-1682 (540 amino acids)
Biological process (GO): fatty-acyl-CoA biosynthetic process; long-chain fatty acid metabolic process
Molecular function (GO): long-chain fatty acid-CoA ligase activity
Source: RefSeq, a predicted model, not a curated record
UUAAGUUAUCUACUGAAGUUCAGUCAAUUUUUGUCAUUAGCUGCGUUUAAAAAGACAAAAUGAAUAAAGUUUCUUUCAAUUCUGAAACAAAAAUUUGGUCAGGAUCGCCUUUUGUGUAUCCUUUCGGCAAUGAAAGCGUAGGAGAAGUAAUUUUUGAGAAACUGUCGCAAGAUUUAAAUCACAUUGCGCAGAUAAGUGAAGAUUCGGGCGUGAAAUACACUAACAAAGAGUUUCUCGAGUUAUCUAUCGCUUUUGCGAGCAAUUUACAACGAAAAGGGCUCAAAAAGGGUGACGUCGUACUAUUUUUGUGUCAAAAACAUCAUUAUGUCCCUCCAGCAAUGCUCGGAUGUAUUUUCGCAGGUGUCGUUUUUUGUCCAUUUUAUUAUCAAGACUCCUCAGUUCGUACAGAAGUGUGUGACAUACUGCAGAAAAUCAAUCCCAAAAUGAUGAUAAUGUCGCAUUUGGAUCUUGUGGAUGAAUUUCAACGAAUUUUUCGUGAAAUAUCGCUCGAGUGCCCAAUUUACGUGUAUGAAAAUAGCAUUGAGGGAUGUGAAGAGUUGAAAACUUUGUUCGAAAAAGAAAAUGAUCAACCAAAAAUUGAGGAAUAUCAUCCUUUUAGCGCUACUGAUCCAUCAGUUGAUCUGCUUUGUUUGAAUUUGACCUCAAGUACAACGAGCAAACCGAAAAUUUGUCCAAUGACCCAUAAGCAAAUGUUAAUGUCCUUAGUCGUUCGAAACACAACCGGAGGUCAUUUUUCGUGUUUUACGGAUUUGGGAUGGAUUUCCGCCCUCACUCUUACCUUUUAUUCUUUGGUUGCUUCAAUGACGAAUGUCAUGCGUGCCGAUUAUACAAUUCCAGAAGCCUUAUCUCUUAUCGAGAAGUACAAAAUUAACUCAAUGUUCUGCAAACCAAAAGAUAUUUUCGGAAUGCUCAAAUUCGAAGACAUUCAGAAAUACGAUCUUUCGAGUCUUCGUGCAAUUAUAACAGGCGGCGAGCAAUUGAGUGCAAAAAUUGGUAGAGAUUUUGUGAAAUUUAUUCCAAAUGCUCGAAUUUUGUCAAUUUAUGGCAUGACAGAUAUGUCUGGCCCUAUUUCGGAUGCAAGCGAAGGAAAAUUGCUCGAAAAUUAUGUUGGCAAAGUAAGAAGCGGCAUGGAAAUGAUUGUCAUUGACGAACAAGGAAAUCAUUUAGGACCCAAUGAGCUUGGAGAAUUGUGUGUAAGAUCAACCGUCGUGCCUUUUUCCGGUUAUUAUGGCGAUCCGCAACGUACGAAAGAUAGUCUUAACGAAGAUGGAUUCUUCUAUACGGGAGAUAUGGGACACAUCGAUGCUGAGGGCGGGAUUUUCAUCAACGAACGUAAACGUUUCUUCAUGUCGUACCGUGGGAUGAUCCUGAAUCAAAGUCACAUUGAACAUAUUAUCCUUGAAAAUGUCGAGGGAGUAUCUGGAGUGUGUGUUGUUGACGUUGAAAGCGACGAACAUGGACAAAUGCCAAUUAUCGCAAUAAUUCCUUCACCCGGAAAAACCUUAAACGAAAAGGAAGUUGUCGAAAUUUUGAUGAAACAUCACGAAUUCGAGUUCGAAACUCGCGUUUUGUUCUUUAAAUCAUUACCGAUGACCAUUUCUGGCAAAUUUAAGAAAUUUCUUGUGCGUGAUUUGAUCAUGGAAAAACUUAAAAAUGUGUGAAUUCCAAGAAAAAUAUUAUUUUUAGCAAUUUUUUUUUUUUUUGAAAUGAAUGUUCAAUAACAAACAAAAAUCUUCUUU